CAACCGAUAGGUUUUGCAGGAGGACAGAAAAAAUGUUUAGAAUUUUAGACCAGUUUAGAAGAAAAGUUUUGUGUGGUUUCUUCCAGAUAACAUUCCAAUGAAUAUAAAUAUAUUACUUCAAUUACUGUUACUAAUAUUUCACCCCUUUCAACAUAUCCUAGAAAAACUGGAAUAAUAAUAAGGAUGGUGUGACGCUAACUGAAAGAUUAUAGUUAAAGAGGACAAUUAGCUAUUUUUACUAUUUUCUUCGACUUUGCAGUUAAUUACGUUUCCUACUACUGUUGAUAUAAAACUAUUCUCAAUGUAUUUCAUUUAGAUAUCUGCAAAUUCUGAGUGAUUCUACGUCAGGAAAGAAGUCAUAAAACAGGAAACCAAAAUAAUAUUCCAUUUCUAAAUUUUUCGUUCUCAAAAAAUGCACGAAUAUCCAAAGUAUAGUCACCUAGAGACAAUUUCACACAAUCUAGAUCCGAAUUUGAGAAACCAUGCACAAAGUCAACACAGUCAUCAUGAUUUUGUCAACUUUUUGACAUUUCUACAAAGUCAUAAAACAUCUCCAACGUCAUCAGUUGCAGCACAUAUUAACGCGUCAGUGCAUCAAUAUAGAAGCAUCCCAUGUUUUGACGAACUACUGGCACAUGCAACUAGCAAUAAUAAUACCUAUUCAAACACUUCACUAAACCUAAAAUAUACAGACUCAUUUAGACAAGGUCAUUUUGAGGAUGAUCACUUGUCGCUUGUCAACUUUAUGCAAAAUUCUACCGGUUACAUAAGAAGCCUGAUAAAAUCCAGUGGAUGUGAUCACCUGUUAAGCUCUUACUUAAAGAAUAACAUCAUACUGCCAAGUAUUAUCGAACAAUCGAAACAAAAUGAAAUUUUUAUUCCUUCUCCACUUCCAUUAUCUUCAACAUCAUCAGUUACAACAAAAGUACCAUCUUCAGUAAGCUGGAUUAACCAACUAACUGAACUGUAUCCUGCAUACACACAAGAACUGUCAGUGAUCGACUGCAUCUACAAAACUUUUACAAGUUUAUUAAAGAAUUCGGUACCCUCAGAUAAUAAGAAUGAUGAGAAUGACUUCAUGUUUAGUGGUUUAAAUGACCGUCUCAACGUUUCAAAUAUUCAAAAUCAGAUAAAUCAUUCGUAUUUCCAAAACGAUACAGGUAGUAUCUACGAUGAAGUUAGAACUUGCGCUUCAAAUAUAGAGCACCCGUUAGUAAACAACAGUAAGGAAUGCUAUACUUUGGGUAAAAUGCGAUCUAAGUUAUACGAUAACUGUCCACUUCCAGAUUACAAAAGUCAAAUGACUACUGUACAUAACAAAAACUGUAUAACACAUAAAAGCGGUCAUCAUAACAAAUUAAAUAAUCAAGCCACAUCGUCCUCGUCCUCACUUGGGUUUCCUUUAUUCAACCCAUUUGUGGAAAGUGGUACGAUGGGGGCAAAUUCAAGGAAAAUUUGUAGUAAUCACCCUAAAAAGUGUUCCAGUUUCCACGAUACAAUGUUUUCAACUGAAAAUGUACCACUCAAUCCCAUCAGUCCAUGGAGUGAUCUAUUAAAUCAGAAAACUAAUACGAACUUUUUCUGCUCACCAAUUAACUAUAGUGAAGAUAAACUAGGAAACUGUAAUAAUCUUAGAAUUACAGAACAAUUAAAGCUUUAUAAAGAAAAUGAUUCAAACAACUGUGUACGUCUUGUCAAUGGACAGAAAAAGACUCGAGACGAUUUAUCAGUAUCUGAUUUUAUAGCCAGCGCCAUAAAAUAUGAUAACUUGAAUAGCUCUAUGCAUAAUAAUGGUGCAUUAAUUGAAGCUUUAGCUAGUACAAAUAAUCUGGAAAUGUGUUGGGUAAAACUGGUACAAAUAAAAGAAAAUUUCGAGAAUGAUAUCUGCAAUUUAUCAAGUGAAUUAGUGUUCAUUCAUUCCUCUAAGCGUCAUCAUUUACUAGUUGGCAUCAGUGAAAAAAGUGGCAGUAAACAAGCCUCCAGAAUGCUAUGGCCCCAUUUUAAUGCCAAAAGUUUUAAUAAAAAUUAACGGUGAUAUCAUUUCUGAGCCACUUCAUAAAUGGGCGACCCCACUUAACUCGAAAUAUGAUCCACAUCACUCUCCACUGACCUUAUCUUCUCCACGUGAUGAAAUGAAACGCAAACAGUAUGAUGAUGAUACACACGUGAUUAAGAGACCUAAAUUAGAAGCGCCUUUUCAGACAAAAGUCAAAUCUAGCUCAAGUACAUCACAUCCGUUUUCCGCCUGUAAUCUAGCCAAGUCUCCAGACAAUAUGUAGAAGUCAAAUUAAAAUAUUCAAUCUCUCGAAAAACACGCAUUACUAUAGAACUGUAUAUCGAAGCAGUAGAAGAGUACCGGAUAUUUGUAGUCUGUUUGUUUUUGGAAAUCAAAUAUUUGACAGUGAUAUUCAUACCGUCAUAUGUUGCGAAAUUUCCAAAUGGAUUUUAUUUAUCACUAUAUCAUCUCAUCUUCUUCCUUAUGUUUUACAAUUCAACUGAGCAUUUGCAAAUAAAUGAAAGAUGUUUGUUACAUCAUCUGCAAUGUGCAAUUUGUUUCUAAAGGUUGACUGCAGAGAAUCCAAUGACUACUAUAAAAUAAAUUCUGCUGAUUACUACAUGUGGACAAUGAAAAUAUUAAAACAAUAUUUCAAGUUGAAUACCAAGUGAAAGAUGAUCAAAUGAAUUACUGAUGAGUAUUUUGCAUUCAGUUCCAUACUGGAACAAAUAAUAAAUUACUGCAUUCCUUUCACUUCACUCAGUAAUCCAUAAUCAUUUAACACAACAAAAGUAAUAAGUCAGUUUUAUUUACCCAAUAAACUCCUGAAUUCAAAUUAAAUGUGUAACUUAGCCAUUUUGUUUUUGACUGUGAUCACGAAAAUUAUAUAAUUUCCAUAUCUGAAAUUUAUGAC
This is a messenger RNA of Trichobilharzia szidati, 2909 nucleotides long. The record is from the annotation of a GenBank genome assembly. Lineage: Eukaryota; Metazoa; Platyhelminthes; Trematoda; Strigeidida; Schistosomatidae.